This is a messenger RNA of Colletotrichum fioriniae, 1377 nucleotides long. RefSeq lists its product as uncharacterized. Lineage: Eukaryota; Fungi; Ascomycota; Sordariomycetes; Glomerellales; Glomerellaceae. The record is from RefSeq and is a predicted model, not a curated record.
AUGUCGCGGAAGCUGGAGGAAGCUACAGAAGAAGCCCUUUUGACCGGCGGCCGGCGCGGGCGUCAAGCUAUCGAGGAUGCUGGGUUUUCUGAAGAGCUGAAGCAGCAGCUUCUCGAUAAGGUCGAGACCGCCAAAUUCCGAUCCCAGUACGCAUCCGCUUUUGCAGAGGCGCAAAUGCCCACUUCAGCAGGAGAGGGGACACGUUCAAUAGCCACGGCGCAGGCUUGGACCGGCGACGAGUCACAGUCCGAUACGGUUCUGCGAAUGCUCAACGAUGCGAAGAAGCCCCUGAAGCCCGAGCUGAGGGGACAGUUCCAGAUCCCGCCCGUCGAUAUGCGGAUGCGAAAAGAGUCAAAGACAAAUCCUAGCCAGCGGGCCGCGAAUGCUCGCGAGAAGGCUUCGACAUACACUGCACUAGGAUUCAAGGAGGAGAGCGGGCAAAGCGCCAAGGAACGCGAAGAGUUUAGGAAAGAGCUCCGCGACCGAUUUGGAGCAGCAGCUCGAGCUGUACCAAACACUAUAUCUGGCCUCGAGUCACUGGCCAACGAGAGAAUAGAGGACGCUAUUGCUCGUGGGCAAUUCAAGAACAUCCCUCGCGGCAAGGGGGUAGAAAGAGACGCAAGAGCUGAUAAUCCUUUCAUCGAUACCACCGAGUAUAUAAUGAACAAGAUGAUCAAGAGGCAGGAGAUUGUACCACCAUGGAUAGAGAAGCAGCAAGAGUUGGCCAAAACAGCUGGCGUCUUCAGAGCGAGGUUACGCAACGACUGGAGGAGGCAUGUGGCCAGGAUGAUAUCGUCGAAAGGUGGAAGCUUGGAAGAGAAGAUGCUUCUGGCCGAGGACUAUGCCCGUGCAGAGGAACGCCAUAAUCCGCGCAAGAGAAACAGCGACAGUAUUUCGGUUCCCACCAAUGUGACGGAUGAUCCUGUCAUGGCGAAGGUGCGUCAACAGGCGGUCGAGGGCAACAGCACAAGCGAAGCCGGACCAGAGGUAACAUCGAUGAAGUCUGCUCGGCCACUGGUUCAACCCUUCCGCGACUCUGAUUGGCUUGCAACUGAGAGCUCGUAUAUGAACCUUGCCGUCAACAAUCUCAACGCAAUCACGCGAUCUUACAACCUUAUGGCGCCAGAACUGGCGAAGAAGCCGUAUUUCUCGCUUGAGCGCGAGCUCAAGGCUUGUUACGCCGAUGUCGCGCCCCUUGUGGCAGAAACUAUCCGUGAGAGAGCCACUCGGCCGACAAAGAUGUUGUUCGAUGCAGCAGGGGGCGGCCAAGUCACGGUUUUUGAUCGCUUUAGUAAGGAGGGAACAUCGGCCAAGAUUUACGAUUCUAGGGCUCCUCACUAUGGCUUCAAGGAAAUGUGGAGGGAUCUCUUCAACUGA